AGUCAACUGCCAAGGGUGAUAUUUAUUAUAAAACAAAUUUAUAUAAAUUUUUUUUUUAUAUAAGGCGAAUUUCGUACCAGUGUUGCUGUGCAGAAAAGCGAGGCUGUAGUACGUGACAGGGGUGCCACCUAUCGUAUAAAUGCGGCGAAUUUUCAAUAAAUACCGGUUCGAUAUAAAAUAUUUCGGCGAAAACGUAGCUGCAACAGCUGAUUUAUUACAAACAAAAAUAAAGGUAUUUUGAUGGCAUCUGUCGAUUUUAUGAAAGCGCUGCAAUUUGCGGCAUACAAACAUAGUAAACAACGUAGAAAGGAUCCUGACUCCACGCCGUACGUUAACCAUCUUAUAAACGUUGCCACAAUAUUAGCAGAGGCUGGCAUUAAAGAUGAGGGCGUCCUUAUAGCGGCUAUAUUGCAUGAUGUUGUUGAAGACACAGACACAACCAUUCAAGAGGUGGAGCAGCUGUUCGGCACCGAUGUGUCCAGUCUGGUGCUGGAAGUGACCGAUGACAAGAGCCUGGAGAAGGACGAACGCAAGCGGCUGCAAAUUGUAAAUGCCAGAAAUACAACAAAGCGCGCCAAGCUCAUCAAAUUGGCCGACAAGCUGGACAAUCUGAGGGAUCUACGCAAGACCACGCCAUGUGGUUGGACAGAGGAACGCCGCGAUCAGUACUUCGAAUGGGCCAAACUUGUGGUGGACAACUUGCGCGGCACGAAUGCGAUGAUGGAGGAGAAACUGGACCAGAUUUUCGCUGAGCGAUCUCUUGUAUAAAUAAGGUUAAGACUGUGAUCCAUGACUGAUUCUUCCAAUAUAAUAAUAAUAACAAUAGUACAACAUGAAA
Drosophila mojavensis is the source of this 838-nucleotide messenger RNA. RefSeq names its product guanosine-3',5'-bis(diphosphate) 3'-pyrophosphohydrolase MESH1 (gene Mesh1). Gene Ontology annotation, molecular function: guanosine-3',5'-bis(diphosphate) 3'-diphosphatase activity. The transcript has 2 exons. Lineage: Eukaryota; Metazoa; Arthropoda; Insecta; Diptera; Drosophilidae. The coding region runs from base 241 to 768 and encodes 175 amino acids. The record is from RefSeq and is a predicted model, not a curated record.